AUGGCGAUCAAGCACAACCAGAAGCUCGUCAACAACCACUUCCGCAAGGACUGGCAGCGAAGGGUUCGCACCCACUUCGACCAGGCCGGGAAGAAGGCUUCGCGCCGCACUGCCCGUCAGGUCAAGGCUGCUGCUCUUGCCCCUCGCCCCGUCGACAAGCUGCGCCCUAUUGUGCGAUGCCCGACCAUCAAGUACAACCGCAAGGUCCGCGCCGGCCGGGGUUUCACCUUCGCUGAGCUCAAGGAGGCUGGCAUUGCCCGACCUCUGGCCCGCACCAUCGGUAUCUCCGUCGACCACCGCCGCCAGAACCUGAGCGAGGAGAGCCUGGCCAUCAACGUGGCCCGCCUCAAGGCCUACAAGGAGCGUCUCAUCCUCCUCCCCCGCCGCUCCAACGCCCCCAAGAAGGGUGACACCAAGACCGACCUCUCCAAGGUCGAGAAGGCCACCUCCGUCUCCGCCGUCCUGCCCAUCGCCCCCACCGACCUGGCCGUCAAGGAGAUCAAGAAGAGCGAGAUGCCCGCGCCCGUCGAGGGUGGUGCGUACCGGAAGCUGCGCGUUGCCCGAAGCAACGCCCGGUACCAGGGUGCCCGCGAGAAGCGCGCGCGGGACAAGGCCGAGGCCGAGACCGCCAAGAAAUAA
This is a messenger RNA of Purpureocillium lilacinum, 639 nucleotides long. RefSeq names its product 60S ribosomal protein eL13. Lineage: Eukaryota; Fungi; Ascomycota; Sordariomycetes; Hypocreales; Ophiocordycipitaceae. Gene Ontology annotation, cellular component: ribosome; cytosolic large ribosomal subunit. Gene Ontology annotation, molecular function: RNA binding; structural constituent of ribosome. Gene Ontology annotation, biological process: translation. The record is from RefSeq and is a predicted model, not a curated record.